AUGCUCGAAAACGGCACGAACGUUGUGAUCGCCACGUACGACAGCGCGGGUAGGUUCGACUGGUGGUGCGGCCGCGUGCAGCAGAUGCUCUGCAAGUCGGGCGGCAAGAGGGGGAGCUACGUGCGGACCUAUCUCCCCGUGCCGUUCGACGAAGCUAAGGCAGCCAACUAUAAGAUCCACUGCAACUUCUACGCCAAGUCGGGCGCGGACGGCGACUACUCCUUCAAGUACAACGUCGACGAUUCCGCCCCGUACCACAUGGAGUCGGUGCUCGGCCUCCUCGACCUCAACCUCCCCACCGACGAAGGAGUCUAUGUGCCGCGCGAUCCACAGGCCGGCUGGAAGUUUGACGAGGCGCUUAAAGUGAUCACGCCGGCCGCGGACUCUACUCCCCACCGCAAGCGGGCGCGGAGUACCGCCGACGACGAGGCUGGCGGCUCCUCUGGCGCGAAGAAGCGCGCCCUGACGGUGACGCUCAGACGCAAGGGCGGGACGCUUGGAAUCUCUGUCGACCCCGACAACCACCAAAUCACCAACGUGGUCGAGGGUGGUGCUUGCGACAUCGCCGGGCUUUGCGUGGGCGACUUCAUCGCCGAGGUCAACGGCAAGUCGACGACCGGCAGCUCCUUUGGCAAGCUGCUGCCUGCUGCAGCGACGGCAGAGAUUAGGCUGCGGCUCAUCCGAGGGACGGUGGCGGCGCGCGACGUGGAGCUCGAGAAGGUCCGGGCGGAGGUGGCAUGA
Emiliania huxleyi CCMP1516 is the source of this 741-nucleotide messenger RNA. RefSeq lists its product as hypothetical. The record is from RefSeq and is a predicted model, not a curated record. The coding region runs from base 1 to 741 and encodes 246 amino acids. The transcript is spliced from 2 exons. Gene Ontology annotation, molecular function: protein binding. Lineage: Eukaryota; Haptophyta; Isochrysidales; Noelaerhabdaceae.